AUCAAGAACCCACUCUUCAUGUAAGAGUAACCUAGUCCUUCCUUGACAACUGUAUAUUCCCUUUAAAGCGACCAUAAUUGUGUAAUCCAACCCAGCUCACCAUGUCAUCGAACACAGUCCCUUCUACACCUACAACCCGUCGUACUUAUCCUAAUCUCGGUACACCACCCAUAACACCUGUUCAUAACCCUUCUUCAACUUCUAUAGAUUAUCUAUCCAUCUCUCCACAUAAUCAUCAUCAUCAUCAUCCUUCUUAUCCUGAAUCACCUCAUUCACCACGUCAUUCCCCACUACCAUCUCCAUUAGAUCUUCGACCUCCUCCUCCUCCUCGCUUUUCUCUCGGUCAUCCAGGUCGUCGUAAAUCGAAAUGGUCCCCACCUAAAAUGUUCCGAACAACUCGAAGAACUCUCCUUUUACUCUCUUUUCUCCUCAUUGUGAUUUUUCUCUUUCGAUAUAAUCCAAAAAUAGAAGGAGGUUUAAGAGUUGGUCAUUUAAAAUGGGCAAGAUGGUUUUAUCCACAAGAAAAAGAAGGAAUAUGUCAAUUCGUUUCACCUGUCGAAGCUUAUCAUAGAGAUUUACAAAGAUUAAAAUUAUUGAAUAUCAAAUAUUCUUAUCAUCCUUUUUAUACAAACGAUUCUCAAUAUCCACCUCUAUCUCAUCCAUCUCCUAAUCAUCUCAGAUCCGACAGAGAUAAAGAUGGAAAAGAAGAUUAUGUAGAGUAUGAAAAACAAAAUCAUAAAUCACAUUCACAUUCACAUUCACAUCAUUUAUAUUCCUCAACAGGACAUUUAUUAAUCUCAACAAAAUCUUCUCAUCCUAUACCUCUCCUUUUGACUCUGGGGGAAAAAAGAUGGGAAGAAUUACUUUCACGUCAAUCAAGAACAUUAGGUGAAUCAGUUAGAGAAUAUACAAGGAGAUAUGGUCGUUUACCACCUAAAGGUUAUGAUUUAUGGUGGGAAUUUUCAAUGUUGAAUGAAUUGGUUUUACCCGAUGAAUACGAUAGGAUUAAUUUAGAUUUAGCACCUUUUUUCGCUUUACCUAAAAAAGAAUUUAAGAGGAGAAUGGAAUUGGUCGAAGAAAUGAAAGAAACUUUUACUUUGGUCAUUGAAGAUGGACGUGUGGGGAUCGAGAUAAAAGAUCCCGGUGGAUUAGAAUGGGGAGGUACUUUACCGAGAGCCAAUGAUGCCGCUUCAUUGAUUUCCUCCUUCUCCAGAUAUCUACCUGAUCUACGAGCCACUUUCAGUAUAUUCGAUCAACCGCAAAUAUAUCUUUCUUGGGCUAGGAGAGGUUCUUUAGUUGAUCUGGGAUUACGGGGAGAACUCACAACCCACUUGCACGAAACCGACGAUGCCAAAGUCCGCCUUUCGAGGAGUUGCGACCCCGACAGUAACUUUCGACGUAAUAUGACUUUUCAAGAAGGUCGUUCGUUGAUUUAUGAUAGUCUAGAAGCUGGUGAUUUUUGUCAAAACCCCUAUCUCAUACCUCUUCACGGACUUACAAUCGAAACCCACGAUAGGGAUUCACAUCCUCGACCUCAUACCCAGCUCUUACCUCUUUUCAGCCUGGCAAAGACAUCGAUCAACUCUGAUAUCUUGAUCACACCACUGGAUCAGUUCCACAGUGAUAAAGGGCCGGAUCCGAAGUGGGAAGAUAAGAAAAGUGCAAAGCUCGCUUGGAGAGGCAGCCCGACGGGAAUAUCAAUGAUGACCACCGAUGUCCCUUGGAGAAACUCUCAUCGUAUACGUCUACACCAUUUCGCUAAUAACCAAUCCCUAUCUCCUAUCACUUACCUCGUCCCUGAUUUAGGUCUAGACGAACAUCACCAACACCACCAUCAUCAUCGUGAACAAGGUACGGGUUUGGAGUUGGGAUCUAAAUUCGAAACAUCCCUUACCAACACUAGCACAGAUUUCUUCUUUGAUAUGAAAUUAGCCGGUGAACCUAUCCAAUGCUCAGAAGAAGACGGUACUUGCGAAGAUAUGAAGAGAGAAAUCGAUUGGGCGGGAUACCAAAGUCCAGAGGAAUUGAAUGAUCAUAAAUUUUUGUUAGACAUAGAUGGGAAUGGAUGGAGUGGACGUUUCAGACGGUUGAUGAGCACAAAUUCGGUAGUCAUCAAGACUGGUAUUUUUACAGAAUGGUUUCAACCUCAUUUAAUACCUUGGUUCAUGUACAUUCCGUCAAAAUUAGAUUUUUCCGAUUUGAUGGAUAUCAUGUCUUUUUUUCGUGGUUCUCCCCAACAUCCAGAACUGGCAUUUGACGAGACUGCAAAAGCUUUAGCUCGGAAUGGACAAUGUUUCGUUCAACGUAUGUUCCGAUCACAAGAUCUGGAAGCUUAUAUGAUGCGACUCUUCUUGGAAUAUGCUCGAUUAGCAGCGGACGAAGAUGUGGAUAUGGACUUUCACUACGACCCUUCAGAUGAGCACGAGUUGGAGAUGGCUGAAAUCAGGGAAGAGAUGGAGAUGGAGAUGGAGCAGAAUCGAGAUCUCAUCGAGGGAGCGGGAGAAGAACAAGGAGAGAAAGAGGCAGGUUCUUUCUUACCUGAUUCAGAAGGGUUGGAGUUGUCGAAUCUCGGUUUGGUGGAUGAAGAUGUGAACCGGGUGGAUUGGGAAGAGUUGAGGGUGUGAAAUGGGUGGUUACAUGGUACUGGUGGUGGUGGUGGUGGUGGUUGGGAGUUGUUGUAUCAGGUUUUUUUUUUGGAAGUUUAGAUAUGAUUUUGGGGUUUUUGAAUUUGGUUGUAUUGGGUAUGAGGGAAGUAUGCAUAUCACCAUGGUGCAU
Molecule: messenger RNA, 2775 nt
Organism: Tremella mesenterica DSM 1558
Lineage: Eukaryota; Fungi; Basidiomycota; Tremellomycetes; Tremellales; Tremellaceae
Exons: 15
Coding region: 102-2624 (840 amino acids)
Source: RefSeq, a predicted model, not a curated record